AUUUUUUCCUCUCUUUUAUAGGAAGCAGCAAAAUAUUUACUGAAUAGAUCUAAAUCUGGAGUCCCAAUGAACUUAAAGAAAUUGGCACGGGGUUCUUAGUUGUUCUCCGCCUGUACACACCAAACACUUCACCACAACGCCAGUGCCAGGCUUUCUCUGCUUUCAUGAAGACGAGUAAAACUCUGAGGAUGAAGAAGCAGAAAACCACAAUUACUUGCAUAAAUAUCUCCUAAAGUCAACUGAAAAGUGAGCCAGCCAUGGAAAAAAACUCAAGUUUAUGGAAGAACCUCGUCGAUGAACACCCAGUCUGCAUCACCUGGAAGCAAGAUGCCGAAGUGGCCAUUUAUCACCUCGCCAGUAUUUUCUUUGUAGUAGGUUUCAUGGGCGGAAGUGGAUUCUUCGGGCUCCUUUAUAUCUUCAGUCUGCUGGGGUUGGGUUUUCUCUGCUCUGCUGUGUGGGCUUGGGUAGAAGUUUGUGCGGCCGACAUAUUCUCCUGGAAUUUCAUACUGUUUGUCAUUUGCUUCAUGCAAUUUGUGCACAUUGCCUAUCAAUUCCGCAGCAUAACCUUCGCCCGAGAAUUCCAGGUGCUGUACAGCUCCCUCUUCCAGCCUCUGGGGAUCACUUUGCCCGUCUUCAGAACCAUUGCUCUGAGCUCUGAGGUGGUAACAUUGGAAAAAGAGCACUGUUACGCCAUGCAGGGGAAAACGCCCAUUGAUAAGCUCUCGCUGCUUGUUUCUGGAAGGAUCAGAGUGACAGUUGAUGGCGAAUUCCUGCAUUACAUCUUCCCCUUUCAGUUCUUGGAUUCUCCGGAGUGGGACUCGCUGAGACCCACAGAGGAAGGCACUUUUCAGGUAACCCUAACAGCGGAAACGGAUUGCCGCUACGUGUCCUGGAGGAGAAAAAAAUUAUAUUUGCUGUUUGCCCAGCAUCGUUACAUCUCCCGCCUGUUUUCAGUGUUAAUUGGUAGUGACAUUGCAGAUAAACUCUACGCUUUGAAUGACAGAGUGUAUGUAGGAAAAAGUUAUCACUACGAUAUCCGGCUACCCAACUUCUAUCAAAUAUCAAGUCCAGAAAUACCAAGAUCACCCAUGACUGAACAUUUUCGGAAUUCCAGACAAUAUUAUGAUAAAUGAUGUAGAAACCUGAAGUUUUAUAAUUAUACAAGAGACUCCUGAUCAUUCCCCAAAUGAAAUAGCAAAAUAUAGAAAAUUGUGCUCAUGAAUAUUUUUCUAGAUCAAACUCAAAGGCAAGACACCAUUGCCAGCUGUUUUUUUCAUCUCAACUUCCUCAUUGUGAAUAAAUUUUACAAAAAUG
Echinops telfairi (small Madagascar hedgehog) is the source of this 1314-nucleotide messenger RNA. It is a transcript of the gene POPDC3, whose product is annotated as popeye domain containing 3. Gene Ontology annotation, molecular function: cAMP binding. The record is from RefSeq and is a predicted model, not a curated record. Bases 258 to 1133 code for a protein of 291 amino acids. Gene Ontology annotation, cellular component: sarcolemma. NCBI's taxonomy places the organism in Eukaryota, Metazoa, Chordata, Mammalia, Afrosoricida, Tenrecidae. The transcript is spliced from 3 exons.